This is a messenger RNA of Protopolystoma xenopodis, 213 nucleotides long. The record is from the annotation of a GenBank genome assembly. Lineage: Eukaryota; Metazoa; Platyhelminthes; Monogenea; Polystomatidea; Polystomatidae.
AUGCCUAUAGCGCCUGCCUCUCCUUCGGCGGCUGUGUUUGCUACGAUUAGCAGACAGAAACACACCCACAUUCACUCGGCGGUUGGCUUGAUUGACGAAUCUGCCUCAAAGUCUGCACAGGUAACUUCUGAAUUUGAUGCUGAGCGGCGCGAUGUUUUCAACUUCAUCCCUCCGGUCGGAAGAAAAGUGAAACAAACCCCCAGCUGCCCGUAG